This is a messenger RNA of Effrenium voratum, 1707 nucleotides long. Lineage: Eukaryota; Dinophyceae; Suessiales; Symbiodiniaceae. The record is from the annotation of a GenBank genome assembly.
AUGACGGACGACGCAAGCGGUGUCCACCCCAGCGAGCGCAUCAGGGAGGAGAAGGAGCGCGAGCGGGAGAGGCGCGAGCGCGAGCGCGAGGAGGCUGACCUGCAGGCUGAGCUGGAGGAAGAGCACAGGCGGCUGGUAAAGGAGCGCCAGGCUGAGAAGGCCGCGCUGCAGGCGGAACUGGCGCGCGAAGACAAAGAGGCGCAGGAACAGGCGAAGGCGCAGAAAUCAGAGUCUCCCAAGGCCACUGCGGAAGUGUUUCUGGUCGCUGCCAGCGGCAAAGGGGACGCCGAGCCUGACAAGUCGCACAAGUCGGACAAGUCUGACAAGGCUGCAGGAUCCCGUCCUUCUCAGGACGACGCAAGCGGUGUUCACCCCAGCGAGCGCGUCAGGGAGGAGAAGGAGCGCGAGCGGGAGAGGCACGAGCGCGAGCGCGAGGAGGCUGACCUGCAGGCUGAGCUGGAGGAAGAGCACAGGCGGCUGGUAAAGGAGCGCCAGGCUGAGAAGGCCGCGCUGCAGGCGGAACUGGCGCGCGAAGCCAAAGAGGCGCAGGAACAGGCGAAGGCGCAGAAAUCAGAGUCUCCCGAGGCCGCUGCGGAAGUGUUUCUGGCCGCUGCCAGCGGCAAAGGGGACGCCGAGUCUGACGAGUCGCACAAGUCGGACAAGUCUGACAAGGCUGCAGGAUCCCGUCCUUCUCAGGACGAUGCAAGCGGUGUGCACCCCAGCGAGCGCAUCAGGGAGGAGAGGGAGCGCGAGCGGGAGAGACGCGAGCGCGAGCGCGAGGAGGCUGACCUGCAGGCUGAGCUGGAGGAAGAGCACAGGCGGCUCGUAAAGGAGCGCCAGGCUGAGAAGGCCGCGCUGCAGGCGGAGCUGGCGCGCGAAGACAAAGAGGCGCAGGAACAGGCGAAGGCGCAGAAAUCAGAGUCGCCCAAGGCCGCUGCGGAAGUGUUUCUGGCCGCUGCCAGCGGCAAAGGGGACGCAGAGUCUGACGAGUCGCACAAGUCGGACAAGUCUGACAAGGCUGCAGGAUCCCGUCCUUCUCAGGAUGAUGCAAGCGGAGUGCGCCCCAGCGAGCGCAUCAGGGAGGAAAAGGAGCGCGAGCGGGAGAGACGCGAGCGCGAGCGCGAGGCGGCUGGCCUGCAGGCUGAGCUGGAGGAAGAGCACAAGCGGCUGGUAAAGGAGCGCCAGGCUGAGAAGGCCGCGCUGCAGGCGGAACUGGCGCGCGAAGCCAAAGAGGCGCAGGAACAGGCGAAGGCGCAGAAAUCCGAGUCGCCCAAGGGGCUGAUCGCGUUGGCGGCGGAGCCCAAGCCGCAGGACGGGCGCCAGAAGCAGCAAGGAGAGCGCCAGAGGCAGCAGGAGUACCACCUGAGGCAGCGGGAGGAGAACCGUCGCCAACAGCAGCGCGAGGAUGGCCGACAGGAGCGGCAGUUCAGAGAUGAGCUGAAGGCCGAGUGGAAGCAUGAGGCGGAGCGCCUCGAGAAGGAGGCCGCGGAGCUGCGCCAGGAGCUGCGAAAGACGGAGGAGGAGGAUGCCAAGAAGGAAGGCUCCACAAACCCAAGCCCCACAGACCUCAGCGCGGCCACGCAGGUGCAUUCCAUGUUGCCACUGGCGGCAGCUUUUUCCCUGGCGCUCACGGGCGUCUUGGUUGUGGAGAUGCGGCGCGUGCCGAACACGUCUGGAGCUCACUAUGAGCGACUUCUGGACGUGUGA